AUGAGAGUAUCUGAUCUUAAUAUAUCAGAAAAUGUCAUUAUUCGCAGUGGAAGUGAGACCUUGGAGGACAAUAAACUCGUCACUGAAGUACACAAUACAGAAUAUAAUGUAUAUGAUAUUAUAGCCACAGAAAAUGAUGAUGAAAGCUCUUCAAGUGAUGAGAAAGAAGAAGAUGCGAGUCAUGUUGAACCAAAUCAUAUUGAAGAAGCAUUUCAAGUUGAAUACCAAGGCACAAUCUUAGAAACUUUCUAUUCGCGACUAAAACAAUUUCAUGAUGAAUACUCUGGUUCUGGUAAAACACGGCUUGUGGGGGAGCUGAAAACCAAGGGAACCUAUAUCCUGUAUAUUUGUAAAAGACAUGAGAGUAGUUCUGCAAUCAAAGAAAUUAAGAAUAAAAACUGGAGCGCAGAGGAGUUUUGGAAUAUUCAAAUUAAAGAUGAUCAUAAAACUGAGCGUAAUGAUUUCUGGCAAAGUGUCUUUGAAUCAUUAUUACAACAAAAAAAACUUUCAUCAGACUAUAAUAACGAAAAUUUUGUGAAGAAAUUAUUUCCCGAUACAGAAAUCUCUAUAAGACGACAAAUUCAAGAAAUUUCAUGGGCUGGAUUCUUUAAUAUCCUUCUCACACCGCUUGCUGAAAAUGUUGGUAAAGAAUAUGAUUAUAAGAGGGUUGUUUAUCUAGGAAUUCCACUUUGGGGUUCUCUUGCUCAAGCUGGAGUUAGUCUUAUACACCUUGUUCACCUAGCUUCACAAAAAAUCUGCAAUUUUAGUAAGAAGAAUAAUGAUUAUCUUGCGAACCUUGCAUGUAUAGCUUGCUCUCUAUCUCUUGAGGUUUCCUCUCAAAUUGCCGAAGUAGACAGCCUGAUAGCAUCCUAUAUAGCAACUGCAAUAGGAGUCUCACUUGAUCGUACAAGUAUUCUUUGUACAUAUCCUUCUGAUACUAUCCUUGCAUUUGGAGCACUUAAAGGUAUUAUUGAUGUUGGUUGGAAAAAUUGCUUAGAUACACUAUUGGAACUGUUUAGUCAUGGGGUUGUGAAAGCGGGAGAAAGAGGAGAACUUGUCAAUCGAAUCUUAUUUUCAAAAGCUUAUGCAGAUGCUGUGAAGGAAUGUUUCUCUAGUUCACCAUUAACAUAUUUGCAAAAAGUUCCUCUAAAAUCAUUUUUAAAGUCCUUAUUAUGCGAAGAAAUAGAUGGUCUUGAUGAGUUGCUUAAAAGAAUGGCUACCAAUCAAGAUUAUGUGAAAUCCAGGGGGAUGAAAUUUCUAUCAGAGAAUCUUGUCAUAGAAGCUUAUCACCGCCACACUGCUUUCAAAAUGUCAUUAGGUUUUCAUGUUAUUGAUCAUAUCAUUCCCUUCAAGUAUAAUAUCGGCUAUGAUAUUAUUUCAAUUCAAAACAAGAACGCGAAAAAAACAACCUUUGGUGCUAAGGAUAUUUCUUCUUUAAUACAUCCAUUAAAUUCCUUUAGUGAAUGGAAGAAGGAUUAUAAGAUUCUAGACAUCUACAUCGAUCUUGGCUUAGAUAGAGAGAAAGCGGUUGAACCAAAAGCAGAAUUAAAGAGUAGAAAUAUUCCACAAACGCGAUCAAAAAAUAAAAAUAAUGAAGAUAAGAAAGAUGAAAAGAACGAUUAUGAUCAAAUUAUUCAUAUUCAAGGCGUCAGAUCUUUCAAAUAUUGUGAUGAUGAAAUUAGCAAAAGACUGUCUAAAAUACUUUUCACUCGUCCUUAG
Molecule: messenger RNA, 1719 nt
Organism: Funneliformis caledonium
Lineage: Eukaryota; Fungi; Glomeromycota; Glomeromycetes; Glomerales; Glomeraceae
Source: the annotation of a GenBank genome assembly